Columba livia (rock pigeon) is the source of this 8711-nucleotide messenger RNA. Its product is annotated as heparan sulfate glucosamine 3-O-sulfotransferase 1. NCBI's taxonomy places the organism in Eukaryota, Metazoa, Chordata, Aves, Columbiformes, Columbidae. The transcript is spliced from 2 exons. Gene Ontology annotation, molecular function: [heparan sulfate]-glucosamine 3-sulfotransferase activity. The record is from RefSeq and is a predicted model, not a curated record. The coding region runs from base 949 to 1878 and encodes 309 amino acids.
UCUGUCCUGCUAAUGUGGUCACCGCCAUAGGGAUGCUCAGUGGCCUUUCUGCCAGCAGGGGUUGUUGCACUGCCUGCCUCAUCCCCUCCGUGCUUGGCAGCAGGCAGCUCGGGCCCCUCUACACGGGCCAAGGCACCUGGCGGGGAGGCGAGUGGUGCGCCUGCCGACGGUGGCCUGUUUCCCCCUGAACUGGGGAAUGCCCGGGCGUUCAGCUGAGCGGAGACUGAAAUCCGCUUCGUGGCGUUGGAGCCUUUGCAACUUCCCACGGCUACUUCUGCCCUGCCGACCGCUGCCCGCCCGGCUCUCGGGCGAGGUUCCGCUGCCCGCGGGCUGAGGGCGCGCGUGCCGCGCCCGUUGAGCCCUAACAGCUUCCCGGCGCGGGAGGCGCGUGGGUCGGCUCGCGCCGGCCGGGGAGCCCAGGGUGCUGGCGAGGUGGAGGGGAGAUCGCUCGGUCACCUGCCCGGAGGACUGCCCCUCCGCAGACCUGGCAGGGCACGGGUAGCUCGGUGCAGCCUCCGCGCUGCCGGAGCCCCGCGCCGGGGGCUGAACUCCGGUGGAAGGGGCGCUCCCGUGCGCCCUGCCUCUCCCCAGCCCCCGCUCCCCUCCGCGUGCCUCCUCCUCUGGUCACCGGGACUGAUGAAUUAAUCAUGAUGUGGUUGCUGUUAAUGCAUUUCUGUGGAGCGGGCUGUGCCAGCGGCUCGAGGCGAAGCGCAGCGGGGUGAGGGAGCGAGGAGAGCGCCGGCCCCUCCGCUCCUCUCCGGCGCGGAGCCGCCGCCAGCCGCGCGGAGCCGAGGCUGCGGCCGCACCGCUCUCCAUGGCUCCGGAGGAGAUGCUUCAGAAAUUUGCUGUGUGUUUACCACAAGUCCUGCCAGCCAACUUGAGAGGGGACUUACCUGUUCUUUCAUUAGUCGAGCAUAACAUUAUCUUGAACUAAUUAUUCCUCUCCACAUGGCCUUCCUACUAGUGUCAGCUUAUCUUCUGCUGACUCAUGCUCAGGGUGCACCUGUUGAGAAUGGGGCACUGUUGGAAACACUGAAGUCACAAGUAGGAUUAUUCAGCAAUAAAAGUGAACACUACUCGGCACAGGUGAGACCUCCUGGCACAAACCGACAAAUACCUCAGACGAUCAUCAUAGGAGUUCGCAAAGGAGGAACAAGGGCUUUGCUGGAAAUGUUGGAUAUUCAUCCUAAUAUUGUGGUAGCAGCUACAGAAGUUCACUUCUUUGACUGGGAUGAAAAUUAUGUGAAAGGAAUAGACUGGUAUAGAAGUCUGAUGCCAUUUUCUUAUGGAAAUCAAAUUACAAUUGAGAAAACACCAGGCUAUUUUACAUCACCACAGGCUCCAAAAAGAAUUCAUGACAUGAAUAGCUCCAUUAAACUGCUGCUUAUUCUAAGAGAUCCCACUGAGAGAGUUAUAUCUGACUAUACCCAAGUGUAUUACAACAGAGUAGAAAACCACAAGCCUGUUCAGCUCUUUGAAGAUAUUGUUAUUAAGAAUGGAGCACUUAAUACCAAAUACAAAGCUAUUCAGAGAAGUCUAUAUGAUGUUCAUAUGGAAAAGUGGCUUAAGCAUUUCAGUUUGGAUCAGAUUCACAUAGUGGAUGGCAAUACUUUAAUCAAGGACCCUCUUCCUGAAUUACAGAAAGUUGAAAGAUUUCUAAAUCUUCCUUCACGAAUUAUGUCUUCUAAUUUUUAUUUUAACCAAACCAAGGGAUUCUACUGCAUUAGAAGUGAUGGAAGGGAGAGAUGUUUACAUGAAUCCAAAGGGCGUCCCCAUCCUCUUGUUAACAACACUGUUUUAGAGCAACUGUAUUCGUACUUCAGAGAGCACAAUGCAAAAUUUUACAGAAUGGUUAAUCAUUCCUUUGACUGGCAUUGAUGCAUUUGUAAUCAAUGAUGUUUCUUAAAAAAGGGCCUGAAACAAACUCUUUCAAACGUGUAUUUCUAAAGUGUAGGGAUUCAUGUUAUGAGAACAUAACAUACUGGUUAUAUGCUUCACUGUACUUCACUGAAAUUGUACUAUUUUGUUGGGAAAAAGAAGUUUCAUGUAUUUGAGUGAUUACUAUGAGUCAUAUUCUGAUCUUCUUUCUCUCAUCAUGCAAAUACAUUAACUUUAGCGGACUUAUUUCAGAUAUGUCUCUGUUACAAGAUUUGUGCUGUUUGGAAAAAAAUGACUGCUUCUAAUAGUGUAAAAACUGUAAAUAUUUGAAAUGGUGUUAUUCUAACUGUUAUGUAUUUUUUUUGUUGUUAGUAUUUUUUAUAUCACACACAAUGAUAGUGGCAUUGAUUUCUAGAAUUUUUCAUACAGUAAGUUAAAUUGUAUGUUAAAACGGGGGCUUACAUAGUAGCUCCAAUAAAUAAUUUAUCCUCUGUUAAUAUGCCAAGGUUCUUAAUUGAUUAAUAAUAAAAAGAAUCCAUUUCACCCAUGAUUUUGAAAAGGUGAACUAGAAGCUCUGUAUAUCAUUAGUAUUAAACCAUGCUCUUACUAUCUCGGGUUUACCAAAAAAAUUUCUCCAAAGUACGAAUAUGAACUGUUUGAAGAAGCUUUAAGUCAGAGUUCUGAAUGUAAAGAACUUAAAACAUCCCAGGCUGUUAUUCUGUACAGUUAAAGGGGGAGUGGAGGGCAAAAAACUAUUAAUAUCAGCAACUGUACAAAUAUUUUAUUAGUUGCUUUUGAAUGGACAAGCUCUUCAUUAGUACUACCAUAUUAGUCAUGGUUGUAUUCUGUGACUAAUUAUUCUGUUGCUUUCCUGGCUUUAGUUUACAUAUCUCCAUUGGCACAUUGAUUCUUGUUGAAAAAAAAAAAAAUUGCUUGUCCUCCAAAGCAUGCAGUAUUUUUAUUUUGUUAUUUCUAAUGCAGACCAUGGGAUGUUCUCAACAUUAAAAUAACAUCUUGUUAUACUGUAUAUCUCAGAGACAGUGUUCAAUAUGUUACGUAUUUCAUACUCAGAUUAUAUAUAAAAACCUACCCAUCUAUACCCCUGCAUUAGGAAUUUUCUUGUUUGUUUGCUUUUUGUUUGACAGUACUGUGCUGGUCUCUUCUCCUUUUUCAUGUAAACAUUUCAUUAUAUAUCAAUACCAAAGAAGAAAAUCAACUUAAAAUGUUAAAUAUGGUGCUAGAUGGAACUACAGGUACAGAGGUGCUUGUUUAACAUUGUAUGUUGCAAUCCAGAAACUCUGGUGCAGCCACUGGCAGAAGCAUUCGUCAGCUGUGUUCCUCCUCGGGCUUCUCUGAACGCUGGUGAGCUGUAGUUCUGUGAGCCCACACUGAGCAUCACAGCAUCAAACUCCACCUAACCAUGGUGAGGAUCCCGAACCUGGCUCUUUCUGUCUAGGCCACUGUUCAGCCUACAGGAGUGUAUGUUCCUAACGUGGGAUUUGGUCUUCCACUUCAUAGGCUAAAAGGUACGUAUUACAGCACCAAUUUCUAGGCUUCUAAUACUUUAUGGGGGGGACUACUUAGAUGUUAGGCAGGUAGCAGUAUUCCACUGAAGCUGGACAGAAUCAGACCCAGCCAGAUUAUGUGGAAAUAGCCUUCAUCAAAUGUUCCCUGUUAAAAAUAAUAUAAUUAAUUUAUUCUUUAUCUCUUCAGCUACUUGCAUGUGUAUAUAUGAGAGAAAUUUUUUUUUGGUCAUACAAUUAUCCUCUGAAAUUAUCUUUUUGAUGUAUGAUUAUUUACUACAUCUCUGAUUUCUACAGGUUGUUAUCUACUUCUUCCACCUUUUCUGAGAUUGUGGGUUCUUAAUUAUUAACACUGAUCAGAUCUGGGCAGUACUCAGAAGUAGAAAGUUGAUCUAAAUCAGGUGUGGAAAUACAAAUAUAUUUAUUUCAAAUUAGCCAAAACCCAGGAUGUUUAUGCUGGUCUUAUACCAUCUCUACAAGGACACUGGGUAGGCAAACUGUAAUAAUUACAGUUGUAUAGCUUAACAAUGCCUUCUUUGUUAUUUGUCAAGUAAAAAGUUAACCCAGAAAAAUUUUGAAUUCUGAAUCAGCAGGGUGAUUUUCUGUUGGACCAACACUUUGUAUUUUGUGGGCACAACAUUUUUAUCUGAUAACAGAAACCCCACAUCCAGAUUCCCCGUACUAUUUAACAUAGCCUGUUCUUUCUGACCAAUGCAGUCUCAGUGAUGAACAAAACUCUAAUUUCAGAAACACAAUAUUGCAGGUAGCAACAUAGCAACAGUGUAUAUCAUAGAUUGUAGUUUUUCUUUCAGCAUCACUUUCUGUUUCUUAUACAUUCCAAAACUUUCCAUGUUCUUCUUCUUUUGCUUCUUUUCAAUUAUGGUUCCAUUUAAUAGCAUCAAAUAAGAAUAAGGUUGUUUUUUGUUAUUGUUGUUUUCAAUAAGCUAAUUUGAAAACAAUGUAUAUUUUAACAGAGGUUUCAGGUAGUUGCCAGUAAUUGGAAAGCUCAUGUCUAUAUGUCACAUUUCAUUUAAUAGACUUAGAAGAAAAAAAAUAAUAAUAAAAUCUAAUGUCUUUCUACAUUUGUGCUUGCAGGCAUCAAGUCUUUCUCUUUCUUCUGUGAAGUUUACAGCUAAUCUUUAAAUGAGCUGAACGCAGGAACAGUUGGCAGAAACUGUAUGCAUCUUUGAAAAUGCAGGUCCCUUUCUGGAAUUUACAUUUCAAGGAGAGUUGAUCUGUAUGGAUUAGUGAUGGAUAUAUCUACUUGAUUUGUUAGCAGUCUGUGCUCCUGCUCAGCAUUUUUGGGAAGGACAGAGUUGAUGGAAUGAAUUCAAUUAUUAUUUUAGAGUUUACUAAUACUGGAAGAAAUAUAUUAUUCAUAUUAUAAUUUGGGUGAGGGGUUGGAUAUUUUGGUUUUACGUGAAUGAAGAUUCUCAUCUGAAGUUUUGUUAAAUGGUCUACAAAGAUACAACUUUACCUCUGCAUAACAGAAUUCAGUAAAUAUAGUAGACUGUAAUUUAAAAUUAUCAACAGUUUCUGUCAGUUUCUCGUUUUGUGGUCUGAAAAAUAUUAUCUCAUGCAGCCCCGACCUCCAUUCUUACUUUCUUCAAAAGAUAACCCUCCUUCCCUCAUCCUCAGGAGGGAGAUCAGAUCAACUAAGCCAUACUUUAGUAAUACUGAAAUAAAAAAUACUCAAUUUUUGGCACUUGGAAUUCAAAACUAGACAAAUUGUGGAAAGAACUGGAGGCUCACAAUCAGUUUAAAGAUGUUAUUAACUGCACAGUUCUCAAUUUAAGAAAUUACAAGUAUCUCUUACGAAUUUCCACAAUUGGUAGUGAACCAUAAACUAUUCUUCUCCAAAUUGGCCAUCAAAGGGCUUUCAUCUCAUUAUGUGAUACUCAAGAGGUGUUUACAGAAAUAAAUUCCAUGUGGAAGGUUGUUUAAAGAGAUCAUGCAGUUAUUUCAAAGGUUGUUGAGAGCAUCUGAAACAGAUUAUAUAGUCAUAUGUGUAAGACUAGCACGGAAUUUAUGAUGAUUUGAGGGGUUCUUUGGUGGUGUUUUGCAUUCCACAACUAUUAAACUUUCACUUUAAACAGGGUUUCUUUCCUUUUUUAGUUAAAAUGCCACAGUUAAAGUUGCUUUGAUCUUGUAUCACUGAGAAUUAGCAAUAUUAAGCAACUGCAGCUGUAAUUGGAUCAGUUUAGCUUUUCCACAAUAAGCAUCAUACUCAUACUUAAUACCUAGAUGAGUCUGUUAUUAGUAUAUUUUUAUAUGGGCUGUAUAUAACCUAGAAUACAUAAAGAAAAAGCUUUGGGAAACUUAAGAGCUAGGACUUUGCCCCAAAAAGCUCCUAGUACUUGACUAAUAGGAAGGAAAUAAAGAGGUUCCUUUAUUGCACUCACCCACAUUACUUUGCCAGGAAGAGGGCUGGAUUUUUCAUUGUAUCUAGCUGUUCAAAGGCCUUGGGCUGACAUCUGGUCUUUUCUUUCACUGUUUAGCCUUGAUAGAGAAUUUACAGUUCUUCUUGAAGAAUACCUGUUAAAGCAGAGACAUGUUUGGAGGAUCUAUAGGCAAUAUGGUGGAAAACUUUACAGAAGGUAUACAUUUAGCGCGCAUCAUUGUAUGCUGCUACACAACAACUCCUGCAGUAUCCUUUUGAUAAAAGAAAAUAGAUAAUCCUAUGAAAUGCAUCUGAGAAAUAUUAGAUUGGCUGCUGAAGGGAAGUGCAUUCACAUACAGAGUUUUCUGUCUUCAUUCACUUUUCAAAAGUGCAUCAAAAAGAAAUGUAAAAAUCAAGAUGCUUCCAGCAAGUUUGACUGCUUAUUGCCUGUGUCAAUUCAGACGCUUUCAUGAGUUGGAGAAAAAAAUUUAAAGUGUAAUAGUCCCUAUAAUUUCUUGUUUAAUCUAUGUGGUUAAAAACAAUAACACAGGUUAUCACUUUGCCUUAUAGGAGCACAGUUUAAAGAAAAAAGAAAGAGACAACCUCCAAUACCUUGAUUCACAGUAAGAGUUGCGCAAUAACAAUACUCACAGUAACAUUUCCUUGCAGAGAAAAGAACAUUUAAAUUAUUUGAGGAAAUAUUUUACUCCUGUAGAUUAUUAUUUUCCAUACUUGUGGUUUUGAUCCUUCAUUUCCUUCAAAAGUUUGAAUUUCAUCAUAGAAGUAAACACACACUGGAAUUAAAAUCAGUAAUAAUUUGUCUGGAACAUUAACAAUUACCAGCAGUUAAUGGCCAAUAUUUCAUUACUGGCCAAACAAUUUCCACUUUGGUUAUUUCAGUUUUCAGUGUGACCUACGAAACUGUUUGGCUAUUUUACAAAACAAAUUUAAAAGUUAGAACCAUCUAUGUAUAAAAAGACUCGGUAGUAUCACUCUCUGAUUACUGUGGAACUGGCAUGUCUUUAAGGUUCAUUAACAAUUACAUGAUCUUAGCCCAACUCAUGAAAAAUUUUUGGAAGCCAGGAUACUAACAGAACUGCAAAUUAUAAAUUAGUACUGGAAGCUGAAUCUGCUACUUAGGGAAAAUACAACAGGUUAAAAAUCAGACCGACAUGAAUCAUACUAUCCUGGUAAAAUAGAUGUGAUGUAAAAUGUACAGUAUCUCAUGUAUUAGCUCAUGUAACAAACACUAUGAAGUCUAUUUUCUGAUGCAAAAUGGUCUUUCACUAUUACAUUGUAGGUUAUUUAGUUCAAUUACAAAAACCUCUCAGUAGACGUUAAAACAUCUUAAUGUAAACUCUUUACCUGUUUUUCUCUCAGAGGACAUUUCUCUGGUUCUGUAUUGUUUCCUCUGAGGUAAAAAUGUGGUUUGAGUCACACUGCAACAAAAGUAGAGAGAUAUCCUAUCAGAAUUAAGAAUACUAAUUUGGUUUAUUACAGUUUUUAGUGAAGAACAUUUUUAUAUAUGUACUGAUGAUAGUGUAGCAGUAUCUUCCUAUUUUCUCCUUAUUAGAUAAUAUAAUUCUAUUUUUUCUUACUCUGAAGAAUGUUACUCUAAACUUUUACAUUGUUACUCUAAAGCUCUGACUUACAGAUUUAAAUCAAAUGGCAGUAAUAAAAGGGAAACACAAGUAAAUAAGAAUCCAUUCCCUUUGCCACUCAGACUGGCCAAGAUUUUCUUACUUUUCAACUCUUUUUAUGUGAACAUUUUGAUCCAUCCUAAACUGCCUAUUAGGAAAGUAUCAGCCAAACUUGCAGUAGGAAAAAAUAAGGGCAACUAGAAUGCAAUAAAACCUGAGCUGAAGACCCUCUGCUGCUAAAUAUCUGUUGACAUAAUAUGGCACAGUUACAAAUGAAAAUUAUUAUUUGCCUGAUAAGACAAUGAGCAGGAGUAAGUAACAUGCUACUCGCUCCAGGGAUCUGUCUAGGUAUUCUAUAUGGCUGAAUUAUUUUUACAGUUGUUAGGCUGAGACAUACGUGAAUAUACAUUUUCAAGACACUAUAUUUCAUUUUAUUAGCAAAUACUACAAUAAUGUAGGACAGGUUGAAUAUGUAAUGUCUAUCCCUUGGGUGAAAUGCUGCAGUGUUACUAAGGCAAAUUGAAUGGGAAGUAACAGUUCUGUAAGUACUGGGCAUUUUAAAAUUCCUUAUGGAAAAUUAGCAGCACUAAGUGCAGCAGAUUUGUUGUUGAUUUGACAAGGACUGUCAGCCUAGAAAAAUGCUGUGCAACUGUCAUGAGAAGAUUGAAGAUACCUUUUCUAUACUCUGCCAAGAUACAAAUCUACAGCUCAAGACAAGUGACACAGAUGGAACACUGUAAACUGCAGGGAGUGCGUUGCUGCCCUGAGUGAAGGAAGAUUAAAGGCUUAUAAACAACAUAUGCUAUAGUUAUACACGCAACGCAAACAUCACACAUAGCUUGCAAAAUAUACUCAGUCUAAAAUAAAACCAAGCAGAAUCUUCAGGUGUGCCCUCAAGUGAUCCUAGUGAAGGAAUACUGAACCAGGGACAACAGUUCCAGUACAAGCUAUCUGUAACUUAUUACUUGCAUUAAUAAACAGAAGUAUGGGCUCUGCUCUAGGCAUCUUCUGUGAACUAGCACCACAAACUGCUCUUAAAUUUUUCACCUUGCAGACAAUGGGUAUUGUAUUCAAAAUAAGCUUUAUCCAUUAUGUGCUUGCCAGACAACCCAUGAUUAUCUGACUGAAGUUCUUUGUGAAGUGUACAUACGACAAAAAUGAAUAAAAUAGAUGAACAGAUUUUCUGGAAAAAAAUGGCUAAUGGGUUGCAUACUUAGGGCUUUUUAAUGUAAAGUGAGCAUAGCAAAAGAGCAUUUAAGUAAACUAUCUUUCAUACUUUUCAAAAACAAA